Penicillium cataractarum is the source of this 936-nucleotide messenger RNA. RefSeq names its product aldo/keto reductase family protein. NCBI's taxonomy places the organism in Eukaryota, Fungi, Ascomycota, Eurotiomycetes, Eurotiales, Aspergillaceae. The coding region runs from base 1 to 936 and encodes 311 amino acids. The transcript is spliced from 3 exons. The record is from RefSeq and is a predicted model, not a curated record.
AUGCCUCAACCAAACACCUUGUUCGGCGGCGCAUUAAUAGGCACCAGUUUCACUACAUCAGAUCAGGUGCAAGAGCUCCUUGAUCUAUUAAAAUCUCUCGGCAUUAAUCGCAUCGAUACUGCAGCCAGAUACUCGCCCACUGCGCCUGGAUCAUCUGAGCGUCUUCUAGGUGAAACAAGAGCCGCAGAGCAGGGCUUCAUUAUCGAUACCAAGAUUAACGCAGUGAGUGGUGAUGGAGCAGGGUCAUUGACCGCAGCUGCUAUCGAGAAGUCAUUAAAGGAGAGCCUGUCUCGUCUACAAACGAGCAAGGUCAACGUUCUGCACUUCCACAGACCUGAUCCUCAAACCUCUGUCGCCGAGCAAGCGGCCGAGAUUCAUAGGCAACAUCUGGCUGGUCGCUUUGACAAGUUCGGUCUAUCGAACUUUCCACCUGAAAUGGUCGCAAAUUUUAUUUCUGUCUGCGAAGAAAAGAGUUACGUCAAGCCAAGUGUAUAUCAGGGGUUGUAUAACCUUCUCAGUCGUGAAAGCGAGGAGACGCUAUUUCCCUUGCUCCGAAAGCAUAAAAUCGCAUUUAACGCAUACAGUCCUCUUGCAGGUGGAUUCUUGACUGGGCGGGCAACUCGUGGAGACGCCGAGGGGACUCGAUUCGGGCAAAGCAAUAAGAUCGCCAGCCCUCUGACUGCCAAGUAUAACACUUCGGAAAUGCAUGCAGCUAUGACCGAUCUACUGAAUACUUUGGAGCCCCUUGGCAUUGCGGGCUCCGAAGCUUGUCUCCGGUGGCUGUACUAUCACUCUGUCUUAAGUGAGGAAGAUGGAGUCAUUUUGGGUGCCAGCAAGGUCCCGCAGAUCGCGCAGAACCUGGCCGAUAUAUCGAAAGGACCCUUGCCGACGGAGGUGGUGCAGAAGAUAGACUUGCUCUGGGAAAAAGUCCAUUAA